Molecule: messenger RNA, 1130 nt
Organism: Populus euphratica (Euphrates poplar)
Lineage: Eukaryota; Viridiplantae; Streptophyta; Magnoliopsida; Malpighiales; Salicaceae
Product: DUF1639 family protein, putative (DUF1639)
Exons: 3
Coding region: 281-961 (226 amino acids)
Source: RefSeq, a predicted model, not a curated record
ACCAAAGUAAAGUCUUUACCCGAACGUUAAAACCGCUCUCUCCUCUCCUCUCCUGAUUUAACAUCUCUCAGAGUAUAACUAUAAAUUCCCCGACGAUUAGAUUAUAUAAAAGGAUUCUUGUCAUAUACCAAUCUCAUUUGAUGACCAAAAGUUCCAUCCUUUUUGUUUGCUCUCUUCGUUCCACAAUUCCCUCACAAUCCAACCCCUUCAACACACAGCUUCACAUAAAAUAAAGAAAGACUCACAAAUUCAGAAGUAGUGGUUUUGUUUGCGAAUACCAAUGGCGUCCUCAUCAUCUCAAGAGAGAUCAAAGCAACUACACAACUUUUCUUUGCCUUGUUUGAGAUGGGGCAAUCAGAGACUCCUUAGAUGUGUCAAAGUCAGUGAUGACAUUAUCAAUAGCAAUGAUGAUAAUCAGCACCAGCAAGGAUUUCAAUCAAAACCCAUCAAUUUGGUUUCUUACAAGAAUUAUAAACCAAACCCGAUUCAAGUCAGCAAUGCUGCUGCCAAAAGAUUGAAGCUUCCUUCUUCUUCUCCUUUUGUUGUUGAGGAAGAGAAAGGAGGAGAAAAUAUUGAUGAAUCUCCAAGACCCUGGAAUUUGAGGACUAGAAGGGCAGCUUGUAAGGCUCCACUUAGAAUCGAAGAGCAGCCGUCAAGGAGAGAUGUUGUUGUUUCUCCAAGGAGGUAUUUAGAGAUUGAUUCACCAAAGAAAUAUUAUGAGAGUUUGAUGGUGAAGAGGCAGCAGAGUUUCGAGAUGAAGGAGAAAGUCAAGUUUUCGAUUUCUUUAUCAAAGAAAGAGAUUGAAGAGGAUUUUCUUGAGAUGGUUAGAAUUAGGCCACCAAGGAGGCCUAAGAAGAGGCCUCGAAUCGCACAGAAGAAUUUGGAUUCAAUUUUCCCUGGGUUGUGGCUAGCUGAAAUUACACCAGAUUCAUACAAGGUUCAAGAAUUGCCUGAAUCAUGAAAGGGCAGGGAUUGAACUGAAAGCAAAAUUGUUUUCUGGGGAGUUUCUUUAUAUUCUGAUUCCUUCCUAACACUGGUGCAAUUCACCUCGACUUAUGGUAACGCUGCACCAUUUUUGUAAAUUGCAAAUUUAAUGAAAUAAAAUCUUAAAUUCUUGCUUUGUUUUGCAA